Aspergillus terreus NIH2624 is the source of this 1599-nucleotide messenger RNA. RefSeq names its product rRNA-processing protein NOP12 (gene nop12). The transcript has 2 exons. Gene Ontology annotation, molecular function: RNA binding. Bases 1 to 1599 code for a protein of 532 amino acids. Lineage: Eukaryota; Fungi; Ascomycota; Eurotiomycetes; Eurotiales; Aspergillaceae. The record is from RefSeq and is a predicted model, not a curated record.
AUGGGCAAGAAAUCCAAGUCGCAGUCGCAGUCACAGUCGGAGAAUCCUCCGCAGACGGGCUCUUCGCUGCCUUUUCUGAGCGGGAAGACCUCGGUGGAUCCCACAUUGGCAUCUUUAUUCGAAAACAGUUCUGGCCCUGUCAAGGCUCCCUCCAUUCCUGCUGUUAUUCCCGCGCCGUCCAAGACGAAGCCCAGCGCCGAGGAAGAGGAAGACGUCGAAGAUGAGGAACUCUCCGAAAUCGAAGAGGAGCUGCCCGAUGAAGACGAAUCCAUGCAGGACGCCGCGGAAUCGCCCGUCGAGGCUCCUGAGAAGCCUGUCGAACAGACCGAGGGCGCUAGUCGGAAACGGAAGCGGACGACGACGACCGACGAUCUGGAAGAUUCCUACAUGCGCCGUAUAGCGAAGGAGGAACAGAAGGAGGAAAAGAAGCGUCGUGAGGAGAAGGCGAAGCGACAGAAAGUCGAUGGCGAACAAAAUGCGGAGCCCACCUCGGAACAGUCCGAAGAAGAGGACGAUGAGAGCUCGGAGGAGGAGGUGACUGUCCCCAAGCACGAGACGGAAACAGGCGAUACGGCAGCGAACGAGCUGGAGCGAUCCAACCGCACGGUGUUCUUGGGCAACGUCUCUAGCGAGGCCAUCAAAUCCAAAUCCGCGAAGAAGACUCUCCUGCGCCAUCUGGCAUCGGUUUUGUCUACACUGCCCGAGUCUACGGGACCGCACAAGGUGGAAUCAAUUCGGUUCCGUUCCACGGCCUUUGCAAGCGGCGGGAAGAUCCCCAAGCGAGCUGCAUUCGCCAAGCGGGAGCUCCUGGAUGAGACUACUCCCAGCACCAACGCAUAUGCUGUCUACAGCACGAUACAGGGGGCCCGGAAGGCUCUGUCCUUGAACGGAACGGUCGUCCUCGACCGGCAUCUGCGCGUGGACAGCGUUGCGCACCCGGCCAAGAUCGACAACAAACGAUGCGUUUUCGUUGGGAACCUCGACUUUGUGGACCAAGAAGGCGAAAUGGAGGGCGAGGAGAAAAAGAAGAAGAAGAGAGCCCCUGCGGAUGUGGAAGAGGGCCUCUGGCGUACCUUCAAUGCCCACACGGGUGGGUCUAAGAAGGGCGACGAUGCAAAGAAAGGAAGCGUCGAGUCUGUCCGUGUUGUCCGAGAUCGUGCGACUCGGGUCGGGAAAGGAUUUGCCUAUGUUCAGUUCUAUGACGAGAAUUGCGUGGAGGAGGCCCUAUUGCUUAACGGAAAGAAUUUUCCGCCCAUGCUCCCACGGAAGAUCCGCGUGUCACGGGCCAAGAAGGUGAUGAAGAAGCGCGAGGACAGCGGUGCUCCGAACAAAACCCUUCGCGAAGCCGACAAGACGCUCCAGGGCCGUGCCGGCAAGCUGUUUGGUAGAGCCGGGGCAGCCAAGCUGAAGGCGGAUGCGAAAAAGACCAUUUCGCAGAACUCUCUGGUGUUUGAAGGCCAUCGGGCCACAGAGGAUGGGUCUCGCAUCCGCGUGAAGACGAAGAGUCGCGGGUCCAAGGGCAAGCCAAAGAAUCGCAGCAGUAAGCGAGCAGCAGCUUUCCGGGCUGCCGGAGGAAAGAAAGCGGACGGAGGAAAGUAG